UGCAUGUUGUUUUCAGAGUCAGUGAGUACUUGUGUUAAAUAACUGUGAUCUCAGUCAUUAAUGUUAAACAAUCUAAAAUAUCAGUUUGUUAAAUUUAGUGAGUUUCUGCUGUUCAUUUGAUGAAAAAGUUGAUAAAAAUAGUUAAGGACUAAAAUCAUUAAAGACUCUUUAGAUAUCAGCCAAUAAAAUUGGCUAUCAUCAUUUUUAUGUGCUUAAAAUUAGUAUCGGUGACAAAACAGACAUACAUAUCGGUUCUGAUUAACAUGUUUCUUAAAAUGUCAAAAAUGGUUAAUGGUUUUAUCAGUGAAGCCCAUUUUGAGUUGCUGUGAUCUUUUUCUCUUCUUUUCUUCCUCCAGACCAACACUCUCUGUACUACAUUUACUCCGCUCUCUCCAAAGAUGUCGCUCUACCAGGGAUCUAUGAGUUCACAGCACUGGGUCUGCUCAAUGACCGGGAGAUCGACUACUACAACAGUAAGGACCAGGCUAAGGUUCCUAAGCAGGACUGGAUGAAGGAGAAGAUGCAGCCAGAUUACUGGGAAAAAGGCACCCAGUCUCGCAAGAGCAAAGAGCAGUGGUUCAAGGUCAACGUGGGCAUCCUGAUGGACCGAAUGAAUCACAGUCAGACCGACCUUCAUGUUCUUCAGUGGAGACAUGGCUGUGAGAUCGAGGAAGCAGAUGGAAGUCACCGAUUUCUGAGAGGCAUUGAUGAGUACAGCUACGAUGGGUCAGAGUUCCUCUCUUUUGAUGAUGACAACAUGCGGUGGAUCGCUCCAGUUCCAGAAGCUUUGCCAACCAAAAGGAAAUGGGAUGAGGUGCCCAUCCUGAACCAGUACACCAAGGGUUACCUGGAGAAAGAAUGUGUGGACUGGCUCACCAAAUUCAUGGAGUACGGAAAAGAAUCACUGAGAAAACACUCUCCACCAGAUGUUCAUGUGUUUGCGAAGAAAUCUGUAACUGACCCGAAGAUGCUGACCCUGACCUGCCUGGCCACGGGCUUCUACCCCAAAGACGUGGUGGUGAGUCUGAGGAAGUUCCGCACUUCACUUCCUGAACAUCUACUAACAUCUUCAGGAGUCAGACCCAAUGAUGAUGGAACCUACCAGCUGAGGAAGAGUGUGGAGAUCCAGGAGGAUGAAAAAGCAUCUUAUGACUGUUACGUGACUCACAGCUCCCUCGAAACACCAGUAAUUGCAGAAUGGGAUGGAAGCUGCAAGGACUGUACGACAGGGAUCAUUGUGGGUUUCGUUGUUGGAUUUCUGGUUGCAGGAAUUUUGGCAGGCGUGGUCGUUUUCCUUAUAAAGAGAUAUAAAAAGAACCAGCAAACAAGCAACAAUGGAUAUAAUCUUACUCCUACAGAAAAUGGACACAAAUAAGCAAAUGGCAUGAAUGGAGCUCCUGCUACCACUUAAUCUGCUGUUUCAACACCUCAGACCAGCCAGCUCAACGAGUCAAUCAAAUGAUUUCAGCAUUUUACUGUACAUUUCCGAUAUCAAGGCCUUUAACACUUGAGACGCAAUCCUCAGCAUACAUUUCAGAACUUUUCUUCUGACCACAGUGUCAAUGAUGUUUGAGUAUAUUAAACAGAACCACCAGUAAAUGUGUUAAGAGCGACUGUAGACAAACAAGAUAAUCCUUUAUUGGUCCCACAGGGGGAAAUCCUCAACAUACCGUAACAUAUGUGUGUCACAGUAGCAGGUCAGGAAAGUUUAAAUGCUAGAGACCUGUGAUGCAAUCAUUUCAAUUCAGCUUCUUAGUCAGUCAAAAUACCAUAGAGAACCAUGUUUUCAUGGAGAUCAGCUGUAUAUUUCAUACUUUUUGGCACUUCUGGAUAAAGUGUAUCCAGUCAAAGCAUUUCAGUGCUUUUAAUGAUAGUUUUUGUGUUUGGAUUUCUCUUUAGCUUUAAAUCAGUAGAUACUCAAUAAGCCUGACUCAUAAACUGCAGUACUGAACUGUGCAGUUCUAAACAGCUUUUACAUCAUGGUGCCUAAAAGCAUCAUGUGUACUUAGACCUGUCUUUAAUUUUAUCCUGUCCUGCAUUUCCAGCUGUAAUGUUAUAAAGAGCUCUGCACCCAAGAUGGAAUGAUUAAGUUUUAUGUAUGUAUUAUGUUUCUUAAAGCUUUUAUAGUAAGGUCAGAAGCUGCACUCAGGAAAGUUAACAUUGAGCUCAACUAACAUUGAUUCUUCUUCAAGAAUAAAACUGUUACUUUUUUUUAAAAUAAAAUAAUGUUCAUACAAUUUGAAAGAAUAUACAUUUUAAUUGCUGAUUAAUUGAUUUUGUUGCUACUGUUUUAAUUGCUAAUUGAUUUGAUCAUCUUCAUUGCUGUUUAUGUCUGAGUGUAAAUCUCAUCGUUCAGUGAUUCUAUACAGACAUUCCUUUAAUAUGUGAUAUCUGUACAUUUCAUCAACUGUCAUUUACUUACAUUUAUGAACGUGUUGUUCUUGUAAAGUGCCUUCCUACUGAUUCACUUGCCUGUAAAACUGUAUUUCCUCACUGGGCCAUCUGUUCUGCCGUGCCUGGUUUUUGACUGAGGAUUUGAAAAAAUGUUUAGGUUUCAUCGUUUGAACUAUUCCUUUAAUGUGUUUUCUUAAGUGAGUGUUUAUCGAUGCACUGUAGUCGUGUGACGCAGAGGGUUUGCAAGAACGGGCUUGAUUUAUUAUAUGGAAGCUUUUAUAUGGAGGGUUAAAUAUUGCAGUGCAAUGUUUGUGUAUUGCACUUUUUAAAGUACUUUAUGACUUAUGGCACUUAUUUUUAUAUUUCCAAAUAAAGAUCUUAUUUCAAAUUGUC
Messenger RNA from Colossoma macropomum (tambaqui), 2787 nucleotides. RefSeq names its product class I histocompatibility antigen, F10 alpha chain-like. Lineage: Eukaryota; Metazoa; Chordata; Actinopteri; Characiformes; Serrasalmidae. The record is from RefSeq and is a predicted model, not a curated record. The transcript is spliced from 6 exons. Gene Ontology annotation, cellular component: external side of plasma membrane. The coding region runs from base 509 to 1375 and encodes 288 amino acids. Gene Ontology annotation, biological process: immune response.